AUGAGGCGAAGUACAUGUGUUCCCGUGCCGAGAUGUCGUGCAGGACGACCACGCAAGAGGGCGUUGGAAUCUCUGGCAACGGAGUCGCUAGAGAGAUUUGCUGGAAUUGAGCCUGUCAGUCAGGGACAUACUCCUCAUGGUACUGCGGGCGCGUCGGGCUCUCGGAUCCCGACAGUUCUUUCUCCAGAGUUACCCACACCUACAGUAUUCACUGUACCACCAACAAUACCACCUGAGACAUACCUGGCCCCUCCACCAGCAGUGUCUGCUACUGCAUACCCGACACCUCCUCCACCUAUGCCUACGGCGUACCCGACAUCACAGCCACCUGUGCCUGCUACUGCAUACUCAGUCCUCGUACCAGAAGUACCAGUCACUCCUCCGGUACCACCACCUACCGUACCUCCAACCCCUACUGCCUAUAUUAACCUUGUAGUGCAACCAGUGGUACCUAUCCCGGCUUAUGCAGCAACACCAGGGGUACCCUCCCCAGCCUAUCCAGCAGUACCACUUGUAGUACCAGCUUUAGUGGUUUCGUCAAUUCCCGCGGUGAUUCCUGCUCAACCUACUGAUUUGAUCGUGGCACGAGCUCGGAUCUCAGCUUUGGCAGAGUCGGUGAAAAGUCGAUUCACAGUGCUCCGUGGGGAGAUUGAUCCGAGCGUGGCCUAG
Zingiber officinale is the source of this 669-nucleotide messenger RNA. RefSeq names its product leucine-rich repeat extensin-like protein 3. The transcript has a single exon. Lineage: Eukaryota; Viridiplantae; Streptophyta; Magnoliopsida; Zingiberales; Zingiberaceae. The record is from RefSeq and is a predicted model, not a curated record. Bases 1 to 669 code for a protein of 222 amino acids.